This is a messenger RNA of Aspergillus steynii IBT 23096, 4768 nucleotides long. Its product is annotated as valine--tRNA ligase. NCBI's taxonomy places the organism in Eukaryota, Fungi, Ascomycota, Eurotiomycetes, Eurotiales, Aspergillaceae. Gene Ontology annotation, biological process: valyl-tRNA aminoacylation; rRNA processing. The transcript is spliced from 6 exons. The record is from RefSeq and is a predicted model, not a curated record. The coding region runs from base 415 to 4587 and encodes 1390 amino acids. Gene Ontology annotation, molecular function: valine-tRNA ligase activity; rRNA binding; aminoacyl-tRNA deacylase activity. Gene Ontology annotation, cellular component: cytosol.
GCUGGAGAAACAAGUGGAAGUUCACCCGCCAGAGCCACAAACAGAAUCUGGGCAGCCAUGCUUGCAAUUGAGGCCUGACACCGAGACUGGCACCAGUCAUCCCGUUCCCUUCGAGUCAUACGCGAUCGCUCCUACUCCGACAGCCUCCAGCGACCUCCACCGCGACCCAAAGCUCCAAUCAUUCUCCACCGCCGGCCUCUCUCAGGGCCCCGCACCGCCAAUUCUCUGAUUCGUUCCAUUCUUUGCUCUGCGCGCCAGGAAAUUUAAUUGCCCGCCGUGCGCACAACGACCCCUCCCCCUCCUUGCUCUCUAUCGCCGUUGGAGUCACCGGUGGUCAAGAUACUUAUCCGGCAGUUCGUGGCGCGAUCGGCGCCCUGGAGAUUCACUCCUCCAUUAUCUCGAUCAUUUUCCAGGAUGUCUGCUCCCCAGAAUCCCGCUGGCGAGCCCGCGGCUCCCAAGAUUGAUACUCCCCCUCAAGCCGAUGAGCAAACGAGAAAUCAGGACCCUUCUGCCGCCGCGCCUCCCAAGGUGAAAUCCGAGAAAGAGUUGGAGCGUGAGCGAAAGAAGGCCGAGAAAGCGAAGAAGUUCGCCGAAAAGCAGGCUAAGGCUGCUGCGGCCAAGCCCGCCGCUCCCAAGGCGGACAAGAAGGCCGGCAAGAUCGAGAAGGAGAAGACUUCCGAUGCCUACGAUCCCAAGAUCAUCGAGCCCGGUCGCCUCGAAUGGUGGGAGGAGAAGGGCCUCUUCAAGCCCGAGUUCGGCCCCGACAACAAGGUCAAGCCUGAGGGCUACUUCGUCAUCCCCAUCCCUCCUCCCAACGUCACCGGUUCUCUUCACAUGGGCCAUGCCCUCACCAAUGCCCUCCAGGACACCAUGAUCCGUUGGCAGCGGAUGAAGGGUAAGACCACGCUGUGGCUUCCGGGUAUGGACCACGCGGGUAUCUCGACUCAAAGUGUGGUCGAGAAGAUGCUCUGGAAGAAGGAAAAGAAGACCCGUCAUGACCUUGGUCGUGCGGCCUUCACAGAGAGAGUGUGGGACUGGAAGCACGAGUACCACGCCAACAUCAAGAAUGCUCUGCGCAGAGUCGGUGGUUCGUUCGACUGGUCCCGUGAGGCUUUCACCAUGGACCCCAACCUCUCCGCGGCCGUCACGGAGACCUUCGUUCGUCUGCACGAGGAGGGCAUCAUCUACCGUGCCAACCGUCUUGUCAACUGGUGUGUGGCUCUGAACACCUCUCUGUCUAACCUGGAGGUCGAGAACAAGGAAGUCGAGGGUCGCACCCUGCUCGACGUCCCCGGAUACGAGAAGAAGGUCGAGUUCGGUGUCCUGACUCACUUCUGCUAUGAGAUGGAUGGCACCAAGGAGAGAAUCGAGAUUGCCACCACUCGACCGGAAACCAUGAUCGGUGAUAGCGGUAUUGCCGUCCACCCCGACGACAAGCGCUACCAGCAUUUGAUUGGCAAGUUUGCCAAGCACCCCUUCGUGGACCGCCUGCUUCCCAUCGUGGCCGAUUCCGAGGUCGACCCCGAGUUCGGUACUGGUGCUGUCAAGAUCACCCCGGCCCACGACUUCAACGAUUUCAACCGCGGAAAGGCCCACAACCUUGAGUUCAUCUCCGUGAUGAACGACGACGGUACCUUCAACAAGAAGGGAGGUCCCUUCGCCGGCAUGAAGCGCUUCGAUGCCCGUUACAAGGUUAUCGAGCUCCUGAAGGAGCAGGGUCUCUAUGUGAAGUGGGAGCACAACCCCAUGAAGAUCCCGCGCUGUGCCAAGUCCAACGAUGUUAUCGAGCCCAUCUUGAAGCCUCAGUGGUGGAUGAAGAUGGAGAGCCUUGCGGAGCCGGCCAUCAAGGCUGUCGAGGAUGGUGAAAUUCUCAUCCGCCCUGAAUCCGCCUCGAAGAGCUACUUCCGCUGGAUGCGCAACAUCAACGACUGGUGUUUGUCCCGACAGCUCUGGUGGGGUCACCAGGCUCCCGCUUACUUCGUCAAGAUUGAGGGUGACGACGGUGACAACAGUGACGGUAACCUGUGGGUUACCGGCCGUACCGAGGAGGAGGCCCAGAAGAAGGCCGAGGCUAAGUUCCCUGGCAAGAAGUUCGUUCUGGAGAGAGAUCCCGAUGUUCUUGACACGUGGUUCUCGUCUGGCCUGUGGCCCUUCUCUACCCUGGGCUGGCCUAACAAGACCCACGACCUGGAGAACUUGUACCCCACGUCCGUCCUGGAGACCGGCUGGGAUAUCCUCUUCUUCUGGGUUGCUAGAAUGAUCAUGCUCGGCAUUAAGAUGACCGGCAAGGUCCCCUUCAAGGAGGUGUACUGCCACUCUUUGAUCCGUGACUCCGAGGGCCGUAAGAUGUCCAAGUCGCUGGGUAACGUCAUUGAUCCUUUGGACGUGAUGGAGGGUAUUGAACUCAAUGACCUCCAUGCCAAGCUGCUCCUUGGUAACCUGGCCGAUAAGGAGGUCGCUACUGCUACCAAGUACCAGAAGAAGGCCUUCCCCAAGGGUAUCCCUGAGUGUGGUGCCGACGCCCUGCGUUUUGCCCUUGUCUCUUACACCACCGGUGGUGGCGAUAUCGCCUUUGACAUCCAGGUUAUUCACGCCUAUCGCCGUUUCUGUAACAAGAUCUACCAGGCCACCAAGUUCGUUCUUGGCAAGCUGGGCGACGACUUCAAGCCUCAGGCUACUCCUUCCAAGACUGGCCGGGAAUCUCUCUCGGAACGCUGGAUCUUGCACAAGUUCAACACCGCUGCUAAGGAGAUGAACGAUGCUCUGGAGCAGCGUGAGUUCUCCGUUGCCGCCAUUGCCGUCUACCAGUACUGGUACAGCCAGCUUUGCGACGUGUUCAUCGAGAACUCCAAGUCUCUCCUGAACCCUGACGCCCCUGCCGAAGUGCAGCAGUCCGCCAAGGAGACCCUCUACACCACUCUUGAGGGUGCCCUGACCAUGAUCCACCCCAUCAUGCCCUUCGUUACGGAACACCUCUGGCAGCGUCUGCCUCGCCGCGCUGGCGACAAGACCGUCUCCAUCAUGACGGCUCGCUACCCCGAAUACCAGGCUGAGUUCGACGACACCGUCGCUGAGACCGCCUACGAGCUCAUCCUGAACACCUCCAAGGCCGUCCGGUCCAUCAUCGCCCAGUACGAGCUCAAGGUCAAGGGCGACGUCAUCAUCCAGACCUACGAUGCCACCAGCCACAAGACCAUCUCGGACGAGAUCGCUAGCAUCAAGUCUCUGGGUGGCAAGUUCCUUGGCGAGCUCAGCGUGCAGGGCCCCGAGAUCACCGACCGCCCGGCUGGCUGUGUCGUGACUCCUGUCGGUUCUUCCGCCGCCGUCUACCUCCGCGUUUCCAAGGAGGUGGCUCUUGAGCAGGAAGAGAAGGCCAAGGCCAGCCACUCGCGGUCCCAAGAGUUUGUGCGUCGUCAGCAGCAGCUUGUGGGCUCCCCCGCGUGGCAGGAGAAGGCCAGACCCGAGGUGCGUGAGUCGGAGGAGAAGAAGCUUCGGGAUGCCCAGAGCGAGUUGGCUCGCCUGGAGGAGCAGAUCCUCCAGCAACCUCAUCACAUCUUUCUCUCCAGCGAGCAGACUGCCUUCGUCAUGAUGCUCAGAGAAGUAAAACCCAAGAAUCCGCGCACGGCGCGCAUUCUGAAAGCCAAAGAACCUCAACUCAUCGAACCCCCCAAGCGGACUCUUUUGAUGCACGGCUCGAAAUGUCCGCUGCCCCUGCACACCGUUCUCAAGACUUUCCACUCCCUGACUCGCCCGAACUCCGUCCUGUUCCACAAGAAGAAUGAGAGCAUCCACCCGUUCGAGAGCGCCGAGAGUCUCGAGUUCCUGGCCAACAAGAACGAGUGCGGCAUCGUCGUGUUCGGCAGCAGCAACAAGAAGCGCCCCAACUGCGUCACCCUGGCCCGCAUGUUCGACUCUAAGCUCCUCGACAUGUGCGAGCUGAUGCUCCUCCCCAACCCCGACGGCGAGGAUAUCCCCGCCAUGAACAACCUUACGAUGCACGUCGGCGUGGGACUACGGCCUCUGAUGCUGUUCUCCGGCAGCGCCUGGGAUGAUGCUACGUCGGCGCCGCACGCCCUCGUCAAGAGCAUGUUCGUGGAUAUGUUCAAGGGCGAGACCUCGGAUAAGAUCGACGCCGAGGGACUGCAGUAUGCGCUGAUGCUGAGCGCCGAUGAGCCCGCCGACGGCCUGGCCCCUGUGAUUCGUCUGCGGUGGUACAAGAUCCGGACGAAGCGCAGCGGCCACAAGCUGCCCCGCGUGGAGCUGGACGAGAUAGGCCCCAAGUUCGACUUCAAGGUGGGCCGCAUCCAGGAGGCGCCGCGCGACGCCAUGAAGGAGGCCAUGAAGCAGGGCAAGCGACCCAACGAGGAGAUCAAGCUGAAGAAGAACAUCACCCUGGACCCCAUCGGUGACAAGAUGGGCCGGGUGCACCUGGCCAAGCAGGACCUGGGCGGAUUGCAGACGAGGAAGAUGAAGGGAUUGAAGCGACGGGCCGGCAUGGAGUCCGACGAGGAGCAAGGGGACGAGGACAUGAUGGAUGUGGACGAGAUCUCGGAGGACGAGGGCCACAAGCGGGCCAAGGUAGCAUAAAGGAUUGACGUUGCGACGCAUAAUUUUGUUUUCUCUUUUCUUUCCGUUUCGCACCCCGGCGUUUUCGGUGGAUUUGGUCGACUGACACCUCGUUGAGAGAUAUAUGAACCUGCUCGUGGAGUUGCUGUGUAUAGACACUACCCUAUGAAAAGUGAUAUCGAACAAUACGAGUCUAUCGUCU